AUGGAACAGACAAACCUCCCCCGGCCCAUCGCUCGCCCCAGGCCCGUCAGUCUCUCCAUACAGGUCCUUCGGGUCAAGCCCGUCGCCGAGUUGAGCCUCCCCAAGAGCACCACCACCUCCACCGCCGGCAUGUCUUACAACAAUCGCCCUCUCUCGCCGGGCGGCAGGCGUAUCAACAACCCAGGACGACUCUCUGACCAGACCCUCUCCAACCCCUACUACGACCAGAGGCACAACUCAUAUGCCUCGCCGCGCACGAGCACCGCUGGUGUCAUUCCGAUUUCGACGCAGACUUUUAUCAACAACCCGCCGCCUGCCAAUACUCGUCCAGAGCAGCGAUUCGACUCAUACACUGGCAGGCCAAGAAGAUCCUCCCUCGUCGACACCAACCGAGGCACUACAGGCUCAACAAACAACCUGCCAGCCCGCAACAGGCCGGCCGUCAUUCAGCAAGACUUUGCUCGACCCGCGAGCCCGCAAAAGGUCACACGUGAUAAGGAUUACUACGUCACUCCAGCCUCGUCGCAAGAGCCGCGCAACAGCACCACGCACAAGAAGCUGUACAGUGUGGACGAUGGAAGUGCCAAGCUUGUGGCUGAUGUGAAUAUUCCGGUGCAGGCGGGCGGUGAACGACAUCACAAGCGAAGAGACAGCAUAGAACGAGGCGGAUACAGAACCACUGGCGUCGAGCGUGACCGUGGAAGACGACAGUACCAUGUGAAUGGCACCCACAACCGGCCGAGAGAUAAGAGCAUCGACGACGAAGGCGCUUAUGAGUACACCGAUCCUGCCAGCAUGUACCGGGACACCGAGCCCAGAUGGCGAGACACUCGGGAGGCUAACACGACUACUCGUCCACGACGAGGCAGCAUGGACCGCGGAGGAGCAACCAGCCGCGAGCGGCCUGUCAGUGUGCUGGAUCCGACAUUCGGCACAAGACCUGGGGCCAAGGAAAUCGGACCGCCGCCAAGCACUCGUGGGUGGGAUAAGAUCAACGAGAAUCUUGGUCGCACGAGGAGUGUCAGGGACGAGGCCAGGGUUGCGCAAUCGCCAACACGAGGACGUACUUACCAAGAGUCUGGCGCAUAUGGCGACCCACGCGAUCAGUAUUACGUCCCGCCAAGGACCAACUCCACCGACCGCAGGACCACCGUCCACAACUACGACACUUACGAGUAUGAGGACCGACGAGAGCCAAGACGACCUGAACGGCGACACAGCAUCAGCCGUGAUGGACGAGGUGACCGAAGCAUUGAGCGACGGGGAUUCGGCAUUCGAUCUGACUUCAGGAACGAAAGCCAGUCGAGACAUGUUGCACGAGAUGGCCGAGCCAGCGAUGAGAGUAUUGAACAUCAAAAGUACAGAGACUCUGGCUACCUGGAGCCGCAACAACCGCAUCGUCGCGACACCGCCCCUGAAUACACGGCUCACGACGUCGCACGCUUAGAGCAGGAGAGGCGGGACCGCGAGCUGGCUCAGCGUGUCCAGAAUGACGAACAUGGAAGGACGCGGGAAAGGGGCUACUCUGAUGCGCGUGACUAUUCCAAAGAGCCGAGACGGCGCGAUGACGGUCCUGCUUACGGUGGCGACUAUGAUCGAGCAGCACGUGACCGUGAAUACGAUCGCGAUAGAGAGCGUGAGAGGGAGAGGAUCCGGCAGCUGGAGCCUCCUAGCGAGCGUGAAAGAGACCGACAUCACUAUCGACGAGAUACCGACCGCGACCGCGAAUACAGCCGUAAGGAGAACAGCCCACGCCAGAGCGGCGAGACGCUCUCUAAGCCAGGGCUCGCUCAAGCUGCUACUGGUGGUCUGGCUGGCGCUGCAGCUGCUUUUGGCUUGUCCGGACUCCUCAACAAAGUCAGCGACAAGCGCGACAAGGAGAAGGAGAAAGACGACUACCAGGACCGCGAGCGACCAGAGCGUAGCGAACGUGAUCGACCGGAGCGUAACAGCGAGCGUGAUCGACCAGACCGUAACAACGAACGUGAUCGGCCAGAACGCAACAACGAACGGGAUCGCCGCAAUGGCGACCAAGAUCGAGACCGGGAACAUGCGCGUGAACGACGACCAGGUCAGUCGACGAGCGACGAAGGCCGUGAGAGGCGGCCUGGUCAAGCCGCCAGUGACGAGGGGCGCGAGCGCAACGCUGAGCGUGAUCGUUACAAAGACGACCGUGGUCUUGGAUUCGCAUUCGAAGCUCCACCUGAACCGCCAAGGAGUGCACCACCAUUGCAAGCCGAGUGGAACCAGCAAUAUCAGGAACGCAAGCCUGAGUGGAAUGCGCCUGCACCGACAAACGUUGAGCGAAACCAAGACAAGCAGACGCAAGACCGCAAUCAGGAGCGUGUUGGCCAGCGAGAUUUCGGUGAUCGGGACAGAGAGCCAGAGCACAAGACCGCCGAGAUGCCGGGCGCUUUCGUUGACCCUGAGGAGGAUUAUCGCCGCCGGUUGGAGCAAGUGCAGAAAGAACUUGGACGAACCACACACGAACAGCGGGAGUCAGAAUCAGAUCCUGACCGUGAGCGUCGCCGACGAGAGCGGGAGCAGCGCCAACGAGAACGCGAAGGCCGUAAUGGUGCUGCAGUCGCCGCAGGUGUUGGUCUGGACGCAGGCAUCAAUGAAAUGCCGCCUCACCCGUCUCUACGACACAGUCUUGAUGAUCAGUCAUCAACCACAGCUCCUUCGACUGUGGAUUCCUCAAUGGGAGGAGCUCUCAAGCGCAAACCAAGCAUCCUUGAUCAGCCCAUGAGCGCGGAGCCGGUACAGAUCAUCGACAACAGCCAGAGUGACAGGCGUGAAAACCGUGUCCGCAUUGUGGAUCCGCCUACAGAGGAAGACGACAGACGACCGCGCGGCAUUCUGAAGAAGCCGACUGACAAGUUCCCUGAAGAUCCAAAUGCUGUAAGAGAAGGUGUUGCACCACUGAAAGACGCCACCAAGAAGGGCAUCCCACCGGGCGCAAGAUGGACCAAGAUUGAUCGUCGUCUUGUGAACCCUGAAGCCCUCGAAGCCGCUCACGAACGAUUCGAAGAACGUCUUGACUGCGUCAUUGUGCUACGAGUCUUGACCAAGGAGGAGAUUCAGAAACUCGCUGAUCGCACGCGAGAGAUCAGAGAUCAACGCUAUGAAGAAGAACGAUCGGAACGGAAAACCGCACGUCGACCGCAGCGCAACCGAGACCGACGAGAUCGCGACGAGUAUGAGUAUAGCGAUAGUGAAGACGAGUUCAAGGAGAAGGCACCCAAGAUGCUGGAGGCACCGUCGACGGCGGGCGCAUCGAGUAAUGCCGAUUUCAUUCGCGAGAACCGUGACAGGAGGCACGAGCGGGAGCGCGAGGCCGAGCCGAGUUAUAUGAGCGGGGGAUUGGGGAGGAGAGAUGAGUCGCAGGCGAGGUAUUAG
Messenger RNA from Zasmidium cellare ATCC 36951, 3399 nucleotides. RefSeq lists its product as uncharacterized. The record is from RefSeq and is a predicted model, not a curated record. Bases 1 to 3399 code for a protein of 1132 amino acids. Lineage: Eukaryota; Fungi; Ascomycota; Dothideomycetes; Mycosphaerellales; Mycosphaerellaceae. The transcript is spliced from 3 exons.